Cucurbita moschata (crookneck pumpkin) is the source of this 599-nucleotide messenger RNA. RefSeq names its product E3 ubiquitin-protein ligase RHA1B-like. Bases 90 to 590 code for a protein of 166 amino acids. Gene Ontology annotation, molecular function: ubiquitin protein ligase activity. Gene Ontology annotation, biological process: protein ubiquitination. Lineage: Eukaryota; Viridiplantae; Streptophyta; Magnoliopsida; Cucurbitales; Cucurbitaceae. The transcript has a single exon. The record is from RefSeq and is a predicted model, not a curated record.
CUGCAAAGCCAAGAAGCAAAAAAAAAAAAAAAAAAACCCCUUCUGCAAAACCAACGGAAACCGUCCAUUUUCCGACCCGACCCGACCCGAUGGGCUUUCCGGUGGGUUGCACGGAGGUUUUCUUCCCCACAAUAUUCCUCCAUUUACUCUCUCUCCUGGACUUACUAAAACGCCUAAUUCUGUACCUGUUCCGCCUCCUCGGCCUCCCGGAAUUUCUCUACUCCGACGCCGCCAUCUCGCGGGAGGGUGGGAUUCCGUUGAACCCGCCAGCCUCCGCCGUGGUCCUGCGCGAAUUCCUCCCCGUAGUGAAAUUCUCGGAUGUCCCCCAGGCGGCGGAGGCGGCGGCAGAGAGCUGCGCCGUAUGCCUGUACGAAUUCGAGGGAGCAGAGGAGAUCCGGUGGCUGACGAACUGCAAGCACAUAUUCCAUAGAGGGUGUGUGGACCGUUGGAUGGAUCAUGAUCAGAAGACAUGUCCGCUUUGUAGAACGCCGUUCGUGCCUGAUGGGAUGAUGGAUGAGUUCAAUCAACGGCUCUGGGCCGCCUCUGGAAUUGCUGAGUUUGAUUCUGAGUUCAACUCGGUUUUAGGUUAGUGCACCAAA